AAACUGUGUGUGUUUUUAUUCUGAAGGUCUCUCAACCAUGACAGGUGACAAAUUGCUUUUGUAAGGGCUUUGAAUUCCACUUCAGUAGCCCACAAACGACACCACCCAUUCACUCUUCACUCAUCUCCCCAUCCAUAUUUUAUUGUUUUAUGUGAUGAGUUUUGCCGAACAGAGGGAUCUCCAGAUGCAAAGGGCAAAGCAUCUACGUCUCCGAGCUGUUUUUCUACAAAUGAGGAAACGACCCAUUUAAGAAAUUCCUUCUAAUUUCUUAGAAGUGUUGAGAGGGGAGAGUCGGUGAAUUUGGAUUUAUGGCUUUUUUGUAUUGCGGAAUAUAGACGUGGGAGGCUACCCGGAUGACAAGCUUCCAGUCCAGAUAGCAUCAGAGCCUAAAGGGGCAUGCGACAAGCUGGCGUGAUUUGCAGUCGAUAGAUUGUGCUGGAUAUUCAUUCUCUCUCUCUCUCUUUAAAAAUUACCCUUAAAAGCUGGGUUUUUGACAAGUGGGUCGAGGAGGAGUGAGGAGUGAGGAGAGAGGAGAGAGGUUUUGGAUAUAUAGAAGGUUUAGGGUUUGAAAGGAGGGUGAGAUGGAGGGAGGACAGGAGUGUUGUUCGAGCAGAGAGACGAGGAAGAGGGUGACGGGGCAAGGUGAGAAGCGGUACAAGGGGAUAAGGAUGAGGAAGUGGGGGAAGUGGGUGGCUGAGAUUAGAGAACCCAACAAGAGGUCACGCAUAUGGCUGGGCUCCUACUCCACACCGGUGGCCGCUGCCCGUGCCUACGACACCGCCGUCUUUCACCUGAGAGGACCGUCGGCGAGGCUCAACUUCCCGGAGUACCUGGUGGGAGAAGGUGGGCUCCACGACACCUCCGCUGCGUCUAUACGCAAAAAAGCUACGGAGGUGGGGGCGACAGUAGACGCUAUAGAAUGUGCCAGGACGGCUUCCAACCAAUACAAAUCCUGCGCCUUCUCUGAGAAACCCGACCUCAAUAAAGAACCGGAUCCUGAAAAUUCGGAUGUUGACGAUGACCACCACUAUCAUCUCUGAGCAACACUGUUUUUUUUUGCUAACAUGCGCCGGGGAGACCACUGCUGAGUGCUGGCGGCCAAACAAUAGGAUGGGCCCUCUCUCUUUCUCUUACUUCUUUGUGUGAAUUUUCUGUCCUUUCUUCUUCCUCCUUUGCUUGGUUCUUUUUUUUUUUUUUUCAAACGUUUCUUUGGAUUUUUUAGGUAAGAAAUUUUGGUGUUGUAAAAAAGGGUUAAUGUUAAUUACUUGGGUCCUUUUUUUUUUUUUUGCAUA
Molecule: messenger RNA, 1292 nt
Organism: Vitis riparia (riverbank grape)
Lineage: Eukaryota; Viridiplantae; Streptophyta; Magnoliopsida; Vitales; Vitaceae
Product: ethylene-responsive transcription factor ERF011
Exons: 1
Coding region: 582-1040 (152 amino acids)
Biological process (GO): regulation of DNA-templated transcription
Molecular function (GO): DNA-binding transcription factor activity; DNA binding
Source: RefSeq, a predicted model, not a curated record